Molecule: messenger RNA, 4012 nt
Organism: Kogia breviceps (pygmy sperm whale)
Lineage: Eukaryota; Metazoa; Chordata; Mammalia; Artiodactyla; Physeteridae
Source: RefSeq, a predicted model, not a curated record
AAGAUGAUCUACAUAAAGCAUGUAGUAAAGUGUCCAGCACACAGUAAAUUUUGAUAAAUUGUUAUAUUAUUAUAUCAGCGGGGCCUGAGCUAACUGACAAGGAGUUUUUGUUUUAUUCUUAGGUGAUGUUUCUCUGAGAUGAAAUACAUAAACCUUUUAUUUCAGAAAUCCCAGGGAAUUUUAACUGGAACUACUCUGCAAUGUCUGUAUUUGAAAAGGAAAGUGAGGACAAACAAAAUGGAGAACAAGAGAGGUAUCUGCAAGCCAACAACAGAGAAUUUAACAGUCUGUUCGGAUAUCCAAACAAUAGCAUCAAGACCUCAAAAUAUAAUGCCUUUAACUUCUUGCCUAUGAACCUGUUUGAACAGUUCCAGAGACUUGCAAAUGCAUAUUUCCUCUUUUUGCUUUUCCUACAGUUGAUUCCCCAGAUCUCCUCCUUGGCAUGGUACACGACUGUGGUACCCCUGAUGGUGGUGCUGUCCAUAACAGCAGUGAAAGAUGCCAUCGACGAUGUGAAAAGGCACCAAAACGACAAUCAAGUCAACAGUCGUUCUGUUCUGGUGCUGAUGGAUGGCAGGGUAGUGACAGACAAAUGGAUGAAUGUCCAAGUGGGAGAUAUAAUAAAACUAGAAAAUAAUCAGGUUGUCACGGCUGAUGUACUAUUACUCUCUAGCAGUGAGCCUUACAGUCUGACAUAUAUAGAAACAACAGAACUGGAUGGUGAAACCAACUUGAAAGUGAAGCAAGCCAUCUCAGUUACCAGUGAGAUGGAAGAUAACCUGAAGCUGCUGUCUGCCUUUGAUGGGGAAGUGAGGUGUGAGUCUCCCAAUAACAGGUUAGACAGAUUCACAGGAAUACUGAUUUAUAAAGGAAAAAAUUACGUCCUGGAUCAUGACAGGCUGAUUCUCCGAGGCUGCAUCAUCAGGAAUACAGAUUGGUGCUAUGGCUUGGUAAUUUUUACUGGACCAGACACCAAAUUAAUGCAGAACAGUGGAAAGUCCACUUUUAAACGGACACACAUAGACCAUCUCAUGAACGUCCUUGUGCUCUGGAUUUUUCUGCUUUUAGGCAGCAUGUGUUUUGUCCUAGCAGUUGGUCAUUGCAUUUGGGAAAACAAGAAAGGCUACUACUUCCAGGAUUUUCUGCCAUGGAAAGAAUAUGUCUCUUCAUCAGCUGUCUCUGCCGUCCUUAUAUUCUGGUCCUACUUCAUUAUUCUCAACACCGUGGUGCCUAUUUCCCUCUACGUCAGUGUUGAGAUAAUAAGAUUGGGCAACAGUUUCUAUAUCAACUGGGAUCGGAGGAUGUUUUAUGAGCUAAAGAACACACCAGCACGGGCUUGUACCACCACCCUUAAUGAGGAGCUCGGCCAGGUCAAAUACGUGUUCUCCGACAAAACAGGGACCCUGACUCAGAACAUCAUGAUUUUCAACAAGUGUUCUAUUAAUGGGAAAUUCUAUGGUGUUGUCUAUGACAAGAAUGGACAGAGGGUAGAAGUCUCAGAGAAAACAGAAAAGGUCGACUUCUCCUACAACAGACUGGCUGAUCCUAAGUUUUCAUUUUAUGACAAGACUUUGGUGGAAGCAGUGAAAAGGGGAGAUCGCUGGGUACACUUGUUUUUCCUAUCACUCUCAUUGUGUCAUACCGUGAUACCAGAAGAGAAAGUAGAAGGUGAGCUGACUUACCAGGCUCAGUCCCCAGAUGAAAGUGCCCUGGUCACUGCUGCCAGGAACUUUGGCUUUGUGUUCCGUUCCCGCACGUCUGAGACAAUCAUGGUAGUCGAAAUGGGGGAAACCAGAAUCUACCAACUACUUGCUAUUUUGGACUUCAACAAUGUGCGCAAGAGGAUGUCUGUUAUUGUGAGGACACCUGAAGAUCGCGUCAUGUUAUUCUGCAAGGGGGCAGACACGAUCCUCUGUCAGCUACUUCAUCCAUCCUGUAGAUCCAUCAGAGACGUGACCAUGGAACAUUUAGAUGAUUUUGCCAGUGAUGGCCUUCGCACCCUCAUGGUGGCCUACCGAGAAUUGGACAAUGCAUUCUUCCAGGACUGGAGCAGGAAGCACAGUGAAGCCUAUCUGUCUUUGGAGAAUCGGGAAGAUAAAAUAUCAAUGGUCUGUGAAGAGAUCGAAAAAGACCUGAUGCUGUUAGGGGCCACAGCCAUAGACGACAAGCUGCAGGAUGGAGUACCUGAGACGAUCAUCACCCUGAACAAAGCCAAAAUUAAAAUCUGGGUUUUAACUGGAGAUAAGCAAGAGACUGCUGUGAACAUUGCCUAUGCCUGUAACAUAUUUGAGGAUGAAAUGGAUGGUAUGUUUAUCGUGGAAGGCAAGGAUGAUGAGACUGUUCGGCAAGAACUCAGGUCAGCAAGGGAAAAGAUGAAACCUGAGUCUCUACUGGAAUCAGACCCAGUAAACAGUUACCUCACCACAAAUCCCCGAAUGCCCUUCAAAAUACCCGAGGAGAUGCCCAAUGGCAACUAUGGCUUGAUCAUCAAUGGCUGCAGUCUGGCCUACGCUCUAGAAGGGAACCUGGAGUUGGAACUGCUGCGAACAGCGUGCAUGUGCAAGGGAGUGAUCUGCUGCCGGAUGACACCCCUUCAGAAGGCCCAGGUGGUAGAGCUGGUGAAGAGGUACAAGAAGGCGGUGACACUGGCCAUCGGGGAUGGGGCCAACGACGUCAGCAUGAUCAAAGCUGCCCACAUUGGAGUCGGCAUCAAUGGCCAGGAGGGAAUGCAGGCCAUGCUCAACAGCGACUAUGCCUUCUCCCAGUUCCGCUACCUUCAGCGUCUACUCUUGGUCCAUGGCCGCUGGUCCUAUAAUCGCAUGUGCAAGUUUCUCAGCUACUUCUUUUACAAAAACUUUGCCUUCACUCUGGUGCACUUCUGGUAUGCCUUCUACAGCGGGUUCUCUGCACAGACAGUUUAUGAUACCUGGUUUAUCACUUUCUACAACCUGGUCUACACCUCCCUCCCUGUCCUGGGCUUGAGUCUGUUUGACCAGGAUGUGAAUGAAACAUGGAGCCUACAUUUCCCAGAGCUGUAUGAGCCAGGCCAGCGCAACCUCUAUUUCAACAAGAAGGAAUUUGUGAAGUGUUUGAUGCAUGGGAUCUACAGUUCCUUAGUGCUGUUCUUUAUCCCUAUGGGGACCGUUUACAAUUCAGUGCGCAGCGAUGGGAAGGAAAUCUCCGACUACCAGUCCUUCUCCAUGAUAGUGCAGACCUCCUUGCUCUGUGUGGUCACAAUGCAGAUUGCCCUGGAGACAACCUACUGGACAACGAUAAGCCACAUCUUCACCUGGGGUAGCCUGGGUUUCUACUUUUGCAUCUUAUUCUUCCUGUACAGUGAUGGCUUGUGCCUAAUGUUCCCCAACAUCUUCCAGUUCCUAGGUGUGGCCAGGAACACUCUGAACCUGCCACAAACGUGGCUGAGUAUUGUCCUCAGCGUGGUCCUCUGUAUGUUGCCUGUGAUUGGGUACCAAUUUCUCAAACCACUAUUCUGGCCCGUCAGUGUGGACGAGAUUAUUGACAGAAUUCAUCAUUGCAUGAGACAUCCACUGCCACACCCAGUCCAGACCAAGUUGAAACAUGGAAGCUUUCGACGUUCUGCCUAUGCCUUCUCCCACAAACAGGGCUUUGGGGCCCUCAUCACUUCCAGCAAGACAAUGAGGGCCAAAAUGCCCAAGAAAAACAGCUUUCCUUUUAAAAAGUAGAGGCCUUUACGGAAGCCCUAAAGGAGUCAGUCAUUGCUCUUCCUCCCUUGUAUUCACACAACUUAAUAAGGAGAGAUUAGAGUCCCUGGAAACCAGCAUAAACCUGUUCUUCCACUCUCACUCCAGGGGCUCAGCCUCUUCAUUCCCUAGAAGGCUAUGCCCAGGUAAGGCAAGGAAAGGUAAAGGGCCCCCAGACAUCUGUCAGAGUUACAGCAUUUCAAGAAAAAGUGAUGUCAGGCCUCCCUCUACCAACCCUUCCAAGUUUUAAUCCAUACAAGCAAACGUGGAAAUAAUAGGUGGAAUGUGGG